AUGUAUCGGUCCAAGAAAUCAGGUGGACUGGCUGCAUCCUCCGCGACAGCGCCGGAACACUCCGUUGGUGCGGUCCAGGAAGAGAUGAUGCCGAACAACUCCCCCGAUUUUACGAUUGCGACAGGUGUGAUGGCCUUCAAGGCGCGACUGAUGGCACCUUUCAUGCUGUACGAUCGCUCGAUUCGGCAGGUGGUGCCAAACCCCGCACACGACCGUGUUUAUCGUUCUGAGGUGACUCGUGUGCAGGGCGUUGUGCUUCGCGAACUUCGGCACGCGCUGGAGCGAGAAACUAGCACCACCCCUAAAGAAAUGCUCUACGGAAUUCAAAAAAGUAUCAUGCUUGCCUAUGCUUCUUGUGCCGUGUCUAGCGAUGUGGAGGCACUUGUGCCAGUGGCCUCGGAUGAGGAGGCGAUGGACGUUAUGCCACGACUAGAGAGCUUUUUUGGAGAAAGAAUUGCCUCUUCUAAGGCUGUGGCGUCGCUUGCGGCUGUCCUCUCGACCGGUAUUGUGCGUGAUAGCUACAAGGAGGCGUGCAAUCGUCUGGAGGCAAGGCUUGCAAUGGAGGAGCAGCCCCAAGCGAAGAAAAAACGCACAAAGGAAGGACAUUUCGCCCUGGAGGCGACAAAGAAGAACACACAAGAUCUUUUUCAACUAAGAGCUUCGUUGUUGACGGCGUUUGAAACCAUCAGCACACCUUUUAAUGAAAAUGGCACCACACCAUUGCCAAACAGCGCCACGGCGGAUGCGACGACGGCGGUCCUUACGGUAGAGUCGUAUUACAGUCUUCUACGUUGGGUGCUUAUGAUGCAGCCGGAACGCCUUGAGCUAAAGGUGGCCCACUCUACAAUGGCACUUUACCAGGAGCCUCAAGCCGCAAAGAAGCUUUUUGCCAAAGUGACUUGCUAUGAUCCUACCACCGGUAAGGUUGUGAUUGAGCGCACGACGGCUGAUUCCAAGUGGGGUAUGAUGAUAAAUGCAUCCGGCGCUCUGGUUGGUUUGGAAAAUGCACUUCGAAACGCGACACCUGCAGGGGGUGCGUUGUACCACGCUCUUCAGCAAAGAAAGGGUGGCCUGUCUAUUUUCGACAUCAACAACGUUCACAUUGGCGGUGUUGAGGGAGAGGAAUUGGGAGAGGGAGAACACGAAGAGAUGGCUGACGCCCAAACCAAAGCCACUCGCGUAGAGAAGAUAAAAAAGGUACUUCAGGGGUCGGAUUGUGUUAUUUCAUUACAUGUGGAAAAAGUGACGACAAUGGGUGAACCACAGGAAGUUGCAUUUGACGCCAUACAACAGGGAGGGGAAGAAGCCUCGGGGCAACAGGCGGUUCUCAUUCUAAAACGACCAUCCAUUGAAGUGCAGUGGAAGCUUAAGAUGCGUGUGCAUACCGAGGGUGUUAUAGUUUUGGAGGACUGUUCCGAUUCUCUGCCGGUUUCUGAGGCAGCCAGAAAUUUCCUUUUCUCCCACCGUGGGCAUUUGCUCCUUGUGCAGGUUAAUGGGUGCGAAGCAACACAUGGUGCCCUUCUCAUGGACCUGAUUCGCAGUUCCUUGUACUUGGUGCUGCGGCUCCAGGUUGUGGACAACGUCGAGCAGCUCGUGGCGGAUGCAAUUUCCAAAAAACAGGGCGAGGCGAUGGAGACUGUACAAAGUGCGACAGUUUUUCAUGAAGAGCGGGAGACGAAUGAGGAUGAGGAGGCUGAAGUGGCCCAACACCGAGCACUGUUGGAGCAGCACAACAUUCAUCCUGACGAGCCCCUACCGGAGGUAAAUGAAUUCGAAGACGCAUCAUUGCCCAAGAAGAGGGGACGCCCAAAGAGGCUGAACGAGGCAGAGGAUGCGGUGGCCGAGAUGACAUUAAUGGAGGCGCAGGAGGAGAUGUCAGCAGCCGUCACGGAGGCAGAAGAGGCGCCACUGGCCAAGAAGAAGGGACGCCCAAAGAAGCUGAACGAGGCAGAGGAUGCGGUGGCCGAGAUGACAUUAAUGGAGGCGCAGGAGGAGAUGUCAGCAGCCGUCACGGAGGCGGAAGAGGCACCACUGGCUAAGAAGAAGGGACGCCCAAAGAGGCUGAACGAGGCAGAGGAUGCGGUGGCCGAGAUGACAUUAAUGGAGGCGCAGGAGGAGAUGUCAGCAGCCGUCACGGAGGCAGAAGAGGCGCCACUGGCCAAGAGGAAGGGACGCCCAAAGAGGCUGAACGAGGCAGAGGAUGCGGUGGCCGAGAUGACAUUAAUGGAGGCGCAGGAGGAGAUGUCAGCAGCCGUCACGGAGGCAGAAGAGGCGCCACUGGCCAAGAGGAAGGGACGCCCAAAGAGGCUGAACGAGGCAGAGGAUGCGGUGGCCGAGAUGACAUUAAUGGAGGCGCAGGAGGAGAUGUCAGCAGCCGUCACGGAGGCGGAAGAGGCACCACUGGCCAAGAAGAAGGGACGCCCAAAGCAGCUGAACGAGGCAGAGGAUGCGGUGGCCGAGAUGACAUUAAUGGAGGCGCAGGAGGAGAUGUCAGCAGCCGUCACGGAGGCGGAAGAGGCGCCACUGGCCAAGAAGAAGGAAAAAAGUCAGGGCGAGGGGAAGCUUGGCGGGAGUGUGUCGCGUAAAAGGAAAAAGCUAUCGAAAAGGAUCCUGAAAGAAAUGAAGAAGAGAGCGAGGGAGGAAAAAAAGAAGAAACUUCGAGAGAUGAAAAACCGGAGGCUACUUAAGGCAAAAGAGGCGAGGAAGGCGGAAACUGUCAAUAAAUCUUCUCCCCUUGAGGAGGUCGCAAAGGAACAAGGGGUGCUGGAUACGCCGGUUGUGAAUAUUAAGUCUCACUCAGAGUUAGCGGCUGAGGAGGGGAAGAAAAAAAAAUCCACGAAACCGGUAUCAUCGCCACCAACAAAACCGUCACCACCAACGAAACCGGUAUCAUCGCCACCAACAAAACCGUCACCACCAACGAAACCGGUAUCAUCGCCACCAACGAAACCGUCACCACCAACGAAACCGGUAUCAUCGCCACCAACGAAACCGUCACCACCAACGAAACCGGUAUCAUCGCCACCAACGAAACCGUCACCACCAUCCGCGGCAGUCGAGGAAGUCCGCACAGUCACCAGCUAUGCCCCAACGGUGUCCGCAGUUGAGCUUAAGAACGCUCCUCCUCUUACAUUUGAAAAUGCGGUGACAUUGGACCGGUUUGACGGCUCUUACAUGGAACUUCGUCGUCCAGAUUUGAAGACACCGUGGAACAUGAAGGUUUCUUUUGGCGGGGAUAAGCUGGUGUUAACAAGUCUUCCACCAAUUUCAGCCGCUCUGAAAACACAUCCGUUUUUGAAGUCGUUGCGACCCGACACGAAUGGUCAAAUUAAUUGGCUCGUGGACAAUGUCAACGGGACGGAUCUCACGACAGCGAACAAGUCUUUGCGGGCAAAGGCACUGGAUCUCAUGAAAAAGACGAAUAAAAUCUCACUUCUUCUUCGACCACUUUCAAAGUAA
Trypanosoma cruzi is the source of this 3459-nucleotide messenger RNA. RefSeq lists its product as uncharacterized. The record is from RefSeq and is a predicted model, not a curated record. Bases 1 to 3459 code for a protein of 1152 amino acids. The transcript has a single exon. Lineage: Eukaryota; Euglenozoa; Kinetoplastea; Trypanosomatida; Trypanosomatidae.